This is a messenger RNA of Aricia agestis (brown argus), 768 nucleotides long. RefSeq lists its product as uncharacterized. The record is from RefSeq and is a predicted model, not a curated record. Bases 79 to 666 code for a protein of 195 amino acids. The transcript has 3 exons. Lineage: Eukaryota; Metazoa; Arthropoda; Insecta; Lepidoptera; Lycaenidae.
GACGCGCAACCCAAUUUCUUCUCGAUUCAUUCCAUUAUUGUCCUUACGCGAGUCCUCUCGCCUUGAAGAAACUUCAAAAUGAUUAAGAGUAUUUUCCUGCUGGCCUUAAUUGGGUACACGUCGAGUUCCGUGCCGGUGGAACCAUCGGAUACCUUUCCAGUGGAAACCACCGUCAGCGAUGGGGUCCGAAGUUUGGGUUUCAACGUCAUAUAUGGUGAUGAAGACAUGACUGUCAUCAACCAGGUGGUGAAGGAAGCUAACGUGGAUAUGCGGUCCAAGGUUAAUCUGGACCAGGAGCUACCCAGGUUGCCCGUGGAAGACGUUAAAUGUCUGAUGUCCGUAGAUCGGUACUGCUCGAAGGAGAUGCUUCAGAUGAAAAAAAUCCUCAUCCAAGCUCUGCAAGAGGACUGCUCGCGAUGCAGCAGCGAAGACAAGGAGCGGGCUGGUCGGGUGAUAGCGGCCAUGAUGGCUCACGACCCCGUCGCUUGGAAGCUGUUCCUCACCAGAUCAGCUCUACUAAUCUUGCCUGAGAAGAAGCCAGUAAAAGAAGAAAAUCCACACUUCAAAAUUAUCAGCGAACCAGAAACUAUGCCGAGCAGCAAAAAAAGAUUUUUAAUGCCUGGAGCCAGUGUUAGAGUGAAAAGAUUUGCUGUGGAAAAAAUAUAGAGAUUAAAACAUUUAAUAGAUAUAGAAAGUAAUUUUUAGAAGUUUUAUAUUAAGUAUAAGUUGUUUCUGAUCUACAUUGUAUUAAAGUUAAGUAUAAGAUUA